AUGAUUGAUCAAGAUACAAGUCCCUUCAAGGUUCCGUUCUCCAGUAUUCACAAGGAUCCGGUCCCCUUCAACCACCCCAAACGGGCAGGGUUCAUCCCGGGAGAGCCCAUCGAUGUGAAGAUCAUUGAUGUAGAGAGGAGCUACAGAAGGAAACCACUCAACCCUAACCUGUACACCAUCAACCUGCAGCAUGGUGAGCACAACUGGACCAUCAAGCGCAGAUAUAAACACUUCAGACAGCUUCACGAGGCCAUCUUGCUGUUUAAGGCAUCACUGCAUGUCCCUGUACCAACUGCAAGACAAAGGGAGAAAAGAAAAAGUGUGAAGGGGCAGCCGAGGAAGCUCCCGAAACUCCCCAAAACUCCAGAUGCGCUCAUCACAGGAGCUCGCCUCAACAGGAGGAUGGAACAACUUGAAAUCUAUCUCCAGAGACUGGUGAACAUCAGGACAUUCAGGAACCUGGAGCCCACUCUGAAGUUUCUUGAAGUCAGUCACUUGUCAUUUGUCAAGAAUCUUGGCAGUAAGGGAAAGGAGGGAGUUAUCCAGAAGUACCCAGGAGGACACAAGCACUUCCACGGCUGCUGUAACCCGUGUGGCUUCUCAUUCGCCAUGCUCGGCAGUCGCAACAAGAGGUGGUUCCUGGUGAAAGAUUCGUUUGUGGCGUACGUCCGACCGGAGGACGGUAGAGUGGCAGACGUGCUGCUGUUUGAUCAGGAGUUCAGCGUGAAGUCAGGGCGUGAGGAGACUGGUCUUCGCAACGGUCUCGUCAUGUCCAACUUCUCCAGGCGCUUGCUGGUGGAGUGUUGGACGGCCCGUAAGCUGGAAGAGUGGAAGCGUGGAAUAGAACUGACGAUGAAGCGUUACGGGCGGGACUUCACGCGGUGGAACAGGUUCAACUCAUUCGCACCAGUCAGGACCGACACACAGGCGCAAUGGUUUGUAGAUGGAGCCUCCUACAUGGCUGCUGUUGCUGAAGGCUUGGAGGCUGCAAGGGAGGAAAUCUUUAUCUCUGACUGGUGGUUGAGUCCAGAGAUCUACCUCAUUCGACCUGUGGCUGCAGAGGGUGAGAAAUGGAGGCUGGACCAAGUCCUGAAGAGGAAAGCGGAGGAAGGAGUGAAGGUCUUUGUCCUGCUGUACAAAGAGGUUGAGCUGGCCAUUGGUCUAAACAGCCUCUACAGCAAAACAACUCUGCUCAACCUACAUCCAAACGUCAAGGUGCUGCGUCACCCAGACCAUAUGCCAGGUGGCAUCUUCCUCUGGGCCCACCAUGAGAAAGUGGUGGUUGUGGACCAGUCCAUUGCAUUCCUAGGGGGUAUUGACUUGUGCUACGGACGUUGGGAUGAUUACCUCCACAGAUUGGCUGAUCUUGGAUCUGCAAGACUUGAGCAACAAACAGACAUCACAUCUUCGUCACAGAAACAGACAGACAGCGGGGGACAAAAUGACCGCAUAGUGACUCAGACCCCUGACAACCAACCCAGGAAACCCCACAUCUCCUUCCUCGACACUGAAGAAGAAGGUCCGGAAAACCCCGAAAUCAACCUCGUCACCCCAAACGGUGGAACGGGCGACCUUCAAAUCGACAACUCCUUGGAAAAUGUGGGUUUCUGUAAUGAAGAUGCUGUCAAGGUCGAAAUUCCCGCUGAAUCUCCGGAAAAUAACAAUGAAAUAGUGGAUGGAAAGACACCAGAAAGUGAAAACACACAAGAACAAGAUGAAGUCGAUGGAACAACAGAAGAAGAUGAAAGCACCAAAGCACUUUUGACCACAGGAGAAACAGAAAACACACAAAGUGCUACUGCAGACCAAAAUGCCAAAAAUGCAGAAAACACAGACCAAAGUACCAAGAGGAAGAAACCAGUGGGGAUUUUGAAGCUUCCAUCCAUUGACCAGCCAACAACACAAGAGGAGUCCAUUCCUGUCAGACUGCAACAUACAAACAGCUACAGUGCUGGUAUGAACAAGCUCCCAGGUAUGGAGGGUGAAGCCAAGUUGUGGGUAGGGAAGGAUUACGUGAACUUCAUCGCCAAGGACUUUGUUGAGUUGGAGAGGCCCUUUUCUGAUUUCAUAGAUCGCACCACCGUUCCGCGCAUGCCCUGGCACGACAUUGGAGCAAUGGUUUAUGGGAAGGCCGCCCGGGACGUUGCCAGGCACUUCAUACAGAGAUGGAACGCCGCAAAGGUGGAGAAGGCCAAGACUAACCCCACCUACCAGAUGCUGCUGCCCAGGUCGUAUGAGGAGUUCCCUACUCCCAGGGUGGUACAGAGCACCACUCGCUGUGACUGCCAGAUCCUGCGGUCGUCCAGUAAGUGGUCAGCUGGUAUCUCGAGGACAGAGAAGUCCAUCUACGAGGCGUACCUGUGGUCCAUCCAGCAGGCUCAACACUACAUCUACAUCGAGAACCAGUUCUUCAUCAGCUGUCUACAGGAUAACCCUUAUGUACAUAACGAGAUCGUCAAGGCAGUCUUCGACAAGAUUGUGGAGUGUGAGAAGAAAGGAAAGAACUUCCGUGUGUACGUUGUCCUGCCCCUGCUGCCAGGUUUCCCCGGUGAGAUUGGCACAGCGACAGGCCUGGCUAUCCAGGCUGUGUUCCACUGGAACUUCACCACCAUGUGUAAAGGGGAGAACUCACUAAUGAGCAGACUCUCCAAGGAGGUGAGAGACCCGUACUCCUACGUGUCGUUCUGCGGUCUGCGUACGCACACGGAGCUGAACGGGACCCCCGUCAGCGAGAUGGUGUACGUCCACUCCAAGAUGAUGAUCGUGGACGACAGAAUCGCCAUCAUCGGUUCCGCCAACAUCAACGACCGCAGCAUGAUCGGGGAGAAGGACAGCGAGAUGGCGGUCAUCGUCAUAGAUACGGUGACGAAACCGUCGCGUAUGGACGGGGAGGAGUAUCAGGCGGGGGCGUUUGCUUCUGAGCUCAGGAAAAGGUGCUUCAGAGAGCACCUGGGGCUAAUGGAGGGGGACCAGGGCAUUGACCUUGACGACAUCGUCUCUUCCGAGUUCUUCAAAGAUGUCUGGGUGAAAACAGCGGCCAUCAACACCAAGAUAUAUGAUGAUGUCUUCCACUGCAUUCCCACGGACCGCGCUACAACAUUCCAGUCGCUGAACCGGUACAAGCAGACAGACGGUCUGGUCGUCACGGAUACGGCCGAGGCUCGGCGAGAGCUGGCGCGCGUGAAGGGAAACCUGGUCCUCCAGCCUCUCAUGUUCCUGAACCAGGAGGAACUGUCUCCCGCUCUUCUCACCAAGGAAGGCAUGGCACCUACCGAACUAUGGACUUAAAGCGAUACUAUGUAAGAUUUUUGCGCCAAAACUGUAAAUAUGAAUAAUUGAAAUUUUAUGAUCUAGAUUGUCAUUUACAAUAACUUUCAACAUGUUAGUGUCGCUAUUUCGCUUUUCUGGAGAAUAAGUUGUGCCAGGCCUGCUGUAUUUUCAAGAGGCUCCUAAAAAGAAUAUAAACAAACGGUUUUCGUUUGGGUAUCUUCAGCAGUCCAACACGAUUAUGUGGCACAACAACAUGGAUCUUUUACUCCCCAAAUGUCAUUGAAUGGCGCAAGAAAAUGUGUAAAACAACAAUGUUUAAAAUAGAGAAAAUCUUACAUGAUAUCACUUUAACAAGGAAGGAUUUCAAGCUUCCAGGAAGUAUUUUAGGUCUUCCUGGAACAGGCAAUUAACCGAAGGAUUUUUUAUGACAUACUAGUAAUCUGAACCAGUUCUGCUGGCUCUUGAUCAGACUCUGUGACCUUGAAGUUCGCCUCCUGUUAUGUUGCCUGUCAAUCUUUGCUCCCACCUACUUUGUCCAGACACAAAACACACAAACUCACAAUGCCACAUGUACCACUCAAAACAAUACUUGCGCACCCGAUUGAGAGAUGAUUAUUGAAUAAUGGCCCAACCAAACUGUGGACUUAAAGCGAUACUAUGUAAGAUUUUUGCGCCGAAACUGUAAAUAUGAAAUUUUAUGAUCUAGAUUGUCAUUUUCGAUAACCUUCAACAUGUUAGUGUUGCUAUUUCGCUUUUCCGAAGACUCAGCGCAGUGCAAGAAUAAGUUGCGUCAGGCCCGCUGUAUUUUCAGGAGGCUCCUAAAAAGAAUGUAAACAGACAGAUGACAACAAACAUGGCUGUUAUCUGUGGAGCUGGCAGUUUUACAACAAGUUUUUGCGGCUCAACGACGUUGAUCAUUUACUUCCCAAAUGUCAUAUUGAUUGUGAACCCUGGUAGGCUUAUAUGUGUAGUACAAGGAGAUUUGUAAAUCAACUAUGUUUAAAAUAGUGAAAAUCUUACAUGAUACUGC
Messenger RNA from Branchiostoma belcheri (Belcher's lancelet), 4300 nucleotides. Its product is annotated as phospholipase D1-like. The transcript has 22 exons. The record is from RefSeq and is a predicted model, not a curated record. NCBI's taxonomy places the organism in Eukaryota, Metazoa, Chordata, Leptocardii, Amphioxiformes, Branchiostomatidae. The coding region runs from base 1 to 3288 and encodes 1095 amino acids. Gene Ontology annotation, molecular function: phosphatidylinositol binding; D-type glycerophospholipase activity. Gene Ontology annotation, biological process: cell motility; phosphatidic acid biosynthetic process; intracellular signal transduction.